Molecule: messenger RNA, 3446 nt
Organism: Ostrinia nubilalis (European corn borer)
Lineage: Eukaryota; Metazoa; Arthropoda; Insecta; Lepidoptera; Crambidae
Gene: Flo1
Product: flotillin-1
Exons: 7
Coding region: 90-1844 (584 amino acids)
Biological process (GO): protein localization to plasma membrane; positive regulation of cell junction assembly; regulation of receptor internalization
Cellular component (GO): cytoplasmic vesicle; plasma membrane; flotillin complex
Source: RefSeq, a predicted model, not a curated record
GGCUGAAGAGCAGCGAAUGGCUGCUCGCUUCCUAAACGACACCGAGAUCGCGAAAGCGCAGCGAGACUUCGAACUGAAGAAAGCCGCUUAUGACGUCGAAGUGCAGACGAAGAAGGCCGAAGCGGAGAUGGCUUAUGAACUGCAAGCGGCGAAGACGAAGCAGCGCAUCAAGGAGGAGCAAAUGCAGAUCGCGGUGGUGGAGCGCACGCAGGAGAUCGCCGUGCAGAAGUGGGAGGUGCAGCGCCGCGAGCGCGAGCUGGAGGCCACUGUGCGCAGGUCAGGCCCCAUCCCACACCAGAUGCUGUGCAGCAGACACCAGCAGCCCUCAAGGAGAGCAGACGCAGGUCGCGGUGGUGGAGCGAGCUCAGGAGAUCGCCGUGCAGAAGUGGGAGGUGCAGCGCCGCGAGCGCGAGCUGGAGGCCACUGUGCGCAGGUCAGGCCCCAUCCCACACCAGAUGCUGUGCAGCAGACACCAGCAGCCCUCAAGGAGAGCAGACGCAGGUCGCGGUGGUGGAGCGAGCUCAGGAGAUCGCCGUGCAGAAGUGGGAGGUGCAGCGCCGCGAGCGCGAGCUGGAGGCCACUGUGCGCAGGUCAGGCCCCAUCCCACACCAGAUGCUGUGCAGCAGACACCAGCAGCCCUCAAGGAGAGCAGACGCAGGUCGCGGUGGUGGAGCGAGCUCAGGAGAUCGCCGUGCAGAAGUGGGAGGUGCAGCGCCGCGAGCGCGAGCUGGAGGCCACUGUGCGCAGGUCAGGCCCCAUCCCACACCAGAUGCUGUGCAGCAGACACCAGCAGCCCUCAAGGAGAGCAGACGCAGGUCGCGGUGGUGGAGCGAGCUCAGGAGAUCGCCGUGCAGAAGUGGGAGGUGCAGCGCCGCGAGCGCGAGCUGGAGGCCACUGUGCGCAGGUCAGGCCCCAUCCCACACCAGAUGCUGUGCAGCAGACACCAGCAGCCCUCAAGGAGAGCAGACGCAGGUCGCGGUGGUGGAGCGAGCUCAGGAGAUCGCCGUGCAGAAGUGGGAGGUGCAGCGCCGCGAGCGCGAGCUGGAGGCCACUGUGCGCAGGUCAGGCCCCAUCCCACACCAGAUGCUGUGCAGCAGACACCAGCAGCCCUCAAGGAGAGCAGACGCAGGUCGCGGUGGUGGAGCGAGCUCAGGAGAUCGCCGUGCAGAAGUGGGAGGUGCAGCGCCGCGAGCGCGAGCUGGAGGCCACUGUGCGCAGGUCAGGCCCCAUCCCACACCAGAUGCUGUGCAGCAGACACCAGCAGCCCUCAAGGAGAGCAGACGCAGGUCGCGGUGGUGGAGCGAGCUCAGGAGAUCGCCGUGCAGAAGUGGGAGGUGCAGCGCCGCGAGCGCGAGCUGGAGGCCACUGUGCGCAGACCUGCUGAAGCCGAGAAAUUCAAAUUGGAGAAGUUGGCCGAAGCGCAGCGACUUAAGACCGUGCUCGAAGCAGAGGCCGAGGCUGAGGCCGUGAAAGUUCGCGGAGAGGCGGAGGCCUACGCCAUCAAAGCCAAGGCAGUAGCAGACGCCGAACAGAUGUCCAAGAAGGCCGAGGCGUGGAAGGAGUACGGAUCCGCUGCCAUGGUCGACAUGAUGCUGGAGACUCUACCCAAGGUGGCAGCAGAGGUGGCAGCGCCUCUGUCCCAAGCGCGCAAGGUGACGAUGGUGUCUUGCGGCGGCGGCGAAGUGGGAGCCGCCAAGCUGACCGGAGAAGUGCUCAGCAUCGUGCAGUGCAUCCCUGACUUGGUGAAGGGAGUCACUGGCGUCGACAUCAGCAAGGCCGUGGCCGAACCGCCGCCGGUGCCCACUCCGACGGCGCGCGGGGACUCCGCCAGGAAGGCACGAUAACUCCCCGACGACACCAAAAAAUGCUCAUUCAGAAUGCUCGCGCACUGUAAGCUGCAAUGAAUUUCUUAGCGUUGCCGCCGUUGCUCGUUACCUAAAGAGAAAACUACAUUUGAUGUUAAUUCAGAUUUAUACAUUAUAAUGUAUUAAGGUAAGUAAUAUUUUAUUCGACCUAAGUGCCACUUUUGGAAAACUCAAGGGAAAUACCAAAGCUGAAUUUACUUUGUUUACUGUAACGAUGUUACGAUAAAGUCUACGCCGCUACUAUUAAAAUAUAUUUUCGUACCUAUCUACUAGUGAACAGUAGAAAGCUUACCAGCCAGUCUGUAAUAAUGUAGUGUUUAGUGAUUAUCUUCAAACAAAAUGACACCGAAAUGUGUUAUUUUUUAUGUAAAAUGUUUCCUUAUGCUAACCAUCAAUCUUGUUAUUGCAACUGUUUCAAUUUAUGCAAAAAUCUUCCACAAAAUCAAUUCUUCCAUGUAUCUUCAUAAAAUGUACGACGAAACUAUUUUGAUCUUAUAGCUCGUCUUGUAAUGUUACGUUAUUCUAUUACCUCAACAAAUCAGAAAAUAUAUAUUUUAAAACUAAUCAAAGAAAUCGUUAAUUACUUAGUAGCUACUCGAACUUAGGUCCUAAAACUAAUUGGAUACAGUUGCAUUUUGAAAUCACCAAAAAAGUAACUUGACUUUGGGAACUACUCGAAGUUAGUUUAAAUUACUUUGGGUGCGUAGAACUAAAAUUGCUAAUUGCUAGUUUUUAUCCAUAGCAGCAUUACACUAUUUACAUGAUAAACAUUAUUGUUGUUUAUCUAAUUCUUGUUUCUACAUAAGUGGCAUUAACUUAUGGACAACAGAACAUGUUAUAAAGUCAUCAAUGCUGCUUACGUCAAGACAACAAUCCACAUCCGUGUAAGUCGUAUUGAUUGAUUUCUUUAUCAGCGACGACCUAAUGAGGCCUGAGGCUGUGGGAAUUCUAGCAUCUGUAACGUUAGCGCUAAAAAGGUUUGACACAAUGGCACCAUUUUUCUGCUAAAACUAAAGAGCGUCAGGCUGGCUGGUGACCUUAUCUGAAGUUGUGAUUCGGUCACUUUGUGUAUGGAGUAGGUGGACACUGGUGUGCUAAUAUAAUUUAGACUACUGUGUGACCUGAUGUUAGGUAAACUUAGUUUUGAUCUGUCGCUGUACAAAUGUGAUCCGCAUCCACUCGACCCAACCGUGCGACAUUGGUCAGUGCGAUGAGCGCUGUAUCUCUGUAACAAUACUAACAAUGUACAAGUGUUUGUUCUAGCAUACAUAAAAACAACUUUUGACCAAUCGCCUAAAUUUUUUCCCUAUGUAGAUGAUUACAAAAUGACUGUUAUACAAAAAAUAAUACCUAUAUUUUUUUAUUUAGCUAACUGUCGUUAGGGUAUAAUGUGGUAAAUAUUUGGUGUUCAAAAAGUGCAGUUUAGAAAAUUUAAUAUUGUAACUUAGCGCGUUCAUAUUAGACAUUAUUGAUGUCAUUUUCUAAAGUAAUACGAAUCGAGUAGAUUUUUAAGAAUUUGUGUGUAAACUUGUUUUCUACAGAGCGGUUCGGUUACCGUCUACAUUGGCUUAGUAACGGCUA